AUGGAUAAUAAUAGAACAAAGGUUAAUGUGGCUGUGGUUGGAGCAACUGGUACAGUGGGCCAGAGAUUCAUACAACAGUUGGAGAACCAUCCUUACUUUAAGGUACAUGCAUUGGGCGCAUCGGCAAACUCUGCAGGCAAGCUUUACGGUGAGGUUGUGCAUUGGCUGCUGCCAACACCAAUACCAGCGGCAGUGGCCAGCAUGCGCGUGCUCGACUGUGCCAACAUCACACAACAGGGCUUUGCCGAGUGCAAGAUAGUGUUCUCGGCGCUGGACUCGUCGGUGGCCACCGAGAUCGAGAGCAAGUUCCGCGAGGCUGGCAAGGCCGUGCUGAGCAACUCCAAGAACCACAGAUACGACAGUGACGUGCCCAUCUUGGUGUGCAGUGUCAAUGCGCCACAUGCAGAGGUCAUCACACAUCAGCCCAGCUACAAGGUCAAUGGAGGAUUCAUCAUCACCAAUCCCAACUGCUCGACCACAGGCAUCGUUGUUGCGCUUCAACCCAUCGCCCAGGCCUUUGGUCUACACGAGGUCGUAGCCUUCACCAUGCAAUCUGUGUCUGGCGCAGGAUAUCCAGGUGUCCCAUCAUUAGAUAUAUUGGGCAACGUUGUACCAUACAUUGGAGAAGAAGAGGAGAAGAUAGAGAUAGAGACCAAGAAGAUAUUGGGAACUCUGAAUGUCAAUGAUUCUUCCAAGUACUUCCACAACAAUCCACUCAUGAUCAGUGCACAUACCAACCGUGUUCCAGUUUCUGAAGGUCACACCAUCUGUCUAUCAAUCAAGUUGAAGCAAGCUGCUACUGUCCAACAAGUCAAAGACGCUUUGAGGAACUACCGUCCAAAGGAGUUGGAGACACUACAAUUGCCAUCAGUCAAGGGCAACCCUAUUGUUGUGCUGGAGGAGAACAAUAGACCACAGCCUAAAUUGGAUGUCGAGCGAGGCAAUGGUUACACAGUGACUGUUGGACGUGUGCGUAGUGGCUGUGGCGAGGCCAGUGAAUGCUCUUUCGACCUUCGUUUGACACUGCUAGUUCACAACACUGUCCUGGGAGCAGCGGGCUCCUCCAUCCAGAAUGCUGAGUACUGUCAUGCCAAAGGAUAUAUCAACUGA
Acytostelium subglobosum LB1 is the source of this 1110-nucleotide messenger RNA. RefSeq lists its product as hypothetical. Bases 1 to 1110 code for a protein of 369 amino acids. The record is from RefSeq and is a predicted model, not a curated record. Gene Ontology annotation, biological process: L-threonine biosynthetic process. Lineage: Eukaryota; Evosea; Eumycetozoa; Acytosteliales; Acytosteliaceae. Gene Ontology annotation, molecular function: NAD binding; NADP binding; protein dimerization activity. The transcript has 3 exons.